Messenger RNA from Polychytrium aggregatum, 1272 nucleotides. RefSeq lists its product as uncharacterized. The coding region runs from base 423 to 1145 and encodes 240 amino acids. The transcript has a single exon. NCBI's taxonomy places the organism in Eukaryota, Fungi, Chytridiomycota, Chytridiomycetes, Polychytriales. The record is from RefSeq and is a predicted model, not a curated record.
CACUUGGUCGCUGUAACGCACUUGCCUCUGGAGCUUUGCGAUGUGCUGCGAUGUGCUGCGAUGUGCUGCGAUGUGCUGCGAUGUGCUGCGAUGUGCUGUGUGCUGUGGCCAGCGGGGCACCUCCAUCCUCUGGCACGGCAGAGAUAGCGACCGCCACCUGCUCACGCGCCCAAAGCCAACGCAUCCAAGCAAAGGAGUGCUCUGGAGGCCGAUUGCCAGGCCGAUUGCCAGGCCCAGUCCAGUCGCGAUCGCCAGCGGAUAUGAAUACCAGGCGCCGGCCCGAUCCCAUCGGCUCUGCCAUCUGGAAUCCAAGGUGAGAUGGGCACCAUCGUCUCGAGUCCGCUGUGAGCGCCCCAGACGACACCCGACCGCCAAAGCCAGAUGCGCGGAGCACGGAGCACGGAGCACGGAGCACACCGGGCAUGGGACUUUGGAUAUCGAGAACGAAGAAUCGCGGAUCCCCUCCCUCUGUCGCUGUGCUGCCCGCGGCCGGAUAUCGAGGAGAGGGUCAUGGAUGUCAUCGAUACCGCCUCCGCCUCGAACGGAGCCGAGCGCCAGAAUCAUAUCCAGAACAAUAUGGCGGCCACAUUCAGCCUAUACGUCUCCGAUUCAGCCUAUACGACCGUGCUGCUGAUACGGCCCUCCCACGGCCGGCGCUAUGCAUCAUGCCGCAUCGGCCGCCGAUAUCCGCCGGUGUCGGCCCAGUCCCAGGCGCAGCAUCGAUCGAUACCGUUGCCUUGGCCGGCGACGCUCUCGGUCGGCAUGCCCGGCCCCUCGCAACCAGCACCCGAGGCCAUCGCCGCCGCUCGGCAUAUGUCGCAUUUCAUCAAUCAGGCUUGGUGCUGGGCUUCCUGACUUCCUCCGAGACCCCCGGAUUCCCCGGGUCGUUUGCCCGGGCCAUGCGGCAACCCAUCUCAUCAGCGCAGCCUGGCCCAUGCCACUUGUCUUGGCUCGCUUGGCUGGCCGGACGGCGGGCGGAUUCGGUUGGGAAUCUCGCCACCGACAACGGCGGAUUCAGAUGCCCAUCAGAUCCCAUCACUCCUUCACAUGGCGAGCCUGUCUCGUCGGUCUUCUGCUCGAGCUUCUACUCGAUCUGCUUGGGACCGUCUGCUCGAUACUGUUUGCGAGGGCUGCAGAUGAAGUGACUGUGGCGGACACAACCAACGCGGCAGAGGAAACCAAUGUUGCAGAUGCAACCGCUGUGGCAGAGGGUAUCAGUCCCGUCGAGGAUGGCUUGCAAGACAAAUCGCCGUUGCCCCUGCCACGUCCAGC